This is a messenger RNA of Chrysemys picta bellii (western painted turtle), 4587 nucleotides long. RefSeq names its product protein phosphatase 1 regulatory subunit 17 (gene PPP1R17). The record is from RefSeq and is a predicted model, not a curated record. Gene Ontology annotation, molecular function: protein serine/threonine phosphatase inhibitor activity. Gene Ontology annotation, biological process: regulation of phosphatase activity. Lineage: Eukaryota; Metazoa; Chordata; Testudines; Emydidae.
UAAUUGACUCUUGCCAUAGCUGAUUUUUAUCUCCAGUUGGUACACUUUAAGAUUUACCAUCCCCUGUUUAAUUCCUUUCAUUCCACCAUCAAAAUGUGUGGAUCAUUUCCUUUGAUCUCUGGUAUAAAAGAGUACUCUUGAAACAAAGUAUUACCAUAGCAACAGCCACUGCUGCUCCCUAGAUAAGGAGUGCAGGAGCACACGGCAGCAGCAAAGAACGUUCCUGCUUCAGUGAGUGCUGACCUUGUAUCACACCCAUCCCAGAGCCUUUCACCGGUCGCUUCAAGAGAAAACCUUUUCAAUGAUGUCAACAGAGUGUGUGCAACCACUUGAUAUCCCAGAAGACAGAUUGGACAAGCGAGACUCACACUGCAACCGUUUAGAUGACCUUUCAGAACAGUUCAUUAAGAAUUGUGACCUAAAAAAGAAACCAAGAAAGGGUAAAAAUAUCCAGGCUUCCCAGAACAGUGAGCUGGAACAGAAAAAGCCAAGGAGAAAGGAUACACCUGCCUUACACACCCCACCACCUAUACCAGGCAUCCUCUCAGACUUUUCAGAACAUUUAAUUAAAAGGUGUGAUAUCACCGAAAACCCACAGAAGGGUAAAGUGAGUUCAGUCUCUCAGCUCACUGAUCAGGAACAGAAAAAACCCAGGAGAAAAGAUACACCUGCAAUACACAUCCCACCCCUUAUACCAGGUACUAACCUGCUUAAAGAAGAAAAGCAGACAGUGAUUGUGGAAGAUGAUGAAAAGGAUGGCGAAAAAACCCUUAUUUAAGAUUAUUGUGAUAUCUCCAAAACUAUUGUAAAUAAUUCCAGAUCAUUCAAAAUGGUAGCAUAUAACAAAGCCCAUUUGUUUUUAUAAAUAAUUUUUGAAAGCAUGCACUGCAUUUAAGCUAGUACCAAAUGCUUAUCUGUAAAUGGCUAGCAUUGGAAAAGAUGAAAGUAAAUAGACUUGUGGUUAGGGUUGGAAGAAAUAUCUUGUAUUAUCUAGCCCUAUCAUGCAGAAUUUUUCUACGCUGAUCCCAUCUGAAGACAAAAAAAUUUUUGGACAUCUCUAACAGUGGCCACAAGGGAUGCCAGCUAGCACCACAUAACAGGGUGGGAGCUGUGAGUGUGGGACACCCACUAACUAACAACAGGCUUCUCUUGAGAAGAGAGCUGCUAUAGGUCUAUCCCACAAAAGGACAGCACCGGGCAGAAGUAGGCCAGCUUCUACACCACCACCCCCUUUUCCCAUGGUUGUGAAAAUUUGGCUAAAGAUUUUAAUGUGUGUUUGUGUCCUGAUUCUGUGUUUCAUUACACCAGCUUUACUCUGGUGGAAUAUCAGUGACUAAGGUGAAGUUACACUAGCAUAAAAGUGAACAAUCAAGUCAACAGGUCCUAAAAUUGAAUCCAAAUGUCUCUUGCAUGUACAGUAUAAGUUCAGUACCCAUAUUUGUAAUUUUUUCCUUUGUUAUAACCUGUGAGUUUGCUCUAAUACCAAAAAUUAGUACCUCAUAAGAGCCAUCAACUUUGAAACCUUAAAUAUUACAAAGCACACUGCUAUCAGAAAAGAAGCUUCCUAGAAGUGCAACAUUUGUAAUUUAUACUACUAGUAUGUAUUAUUGAAUUUUUAGCAUCAAAGUUCUUUUUCCAAAGUUGGUGGAAUAUGAACUAGUUGGGUAGCUGAUCUUUUAAUCUGCAUGUUUUGUUUUGGUAAGUGCUUUUAAUUGAAACCUAGCCUGUUAGGGGGUGCUGUUAAGAUUUAAAAUCUUUGUUGGAGAAUUCAGAGAUAAUCAUACACAAUGUUUUCACAAUAUUUUGUGGUAACAGUAAUUUACAAGUUAAUUCAUAUAAAAUGUCUCACAGUGAGUCACAGACAAUUACAAUCAAUAUAGUUCAAACAAAUAGAACUAGGUACCUAAAGAAUGUGACACAAAACAGAUGGUCUGUGUGUAAAAAAUGGGUGUUCUCAUGGUUGUUCCUACUAGGUAUCCACCUGUACAAAGCUCCAACCCUAUUAACAUCAAUCUGUCCUUUAUUGAGUCCUUGACAAUCUCAGCAGAGGGAGCAAAGACUGUGUAGCCUAGCAGACUGAAUUCAAUUAUCCUCUUACUGUCCAACAUGCUUACCUUUUUAAGAGGUAGGGUGACCAGACAGCAAAUGUGAAAAAUUGGGAUGGGGGUGGAGUGUAAUAGGAGCCUAUAUAAGAAAAAGACCCAAAAAUCGGGACUGUCCCUAUAAAAUCGGGACAUCUGGUCACCCUAUUAAGAGGGCUGAGGAACGCUGGUUGUAAGGAAUCUUACAAUAUAGCUACUUCUGCUAUACCUGAGACUUCAGUUUCCAAAGCUAUUGAUCCAGCAACAUUCAUGAGCAUUCAAUUCAUUAAUAAAUAUUGAGAGGCAAUGUAUACCUUGUAUGGUAAAUCAGUGACAAUACCAUAAAAAUUACAUAGCUAAACUUGUACAGUGGACUAGAAAUUAUGAAUUGGCUAUUUGACAGGUAUUUUUUUCUGAAUAUUAAUGUAUAGAGUAGAUUAAAAUAUUAACAGAAACCCACAUAUCAAAUAACUAUUAAUAUAUGGUGAGCAAUGAGUGUAUUUUACAGAUAAUGCUUUGCAAUUCAAGUUACAAUUAAUUUCCUCAUAUGGUCUACCUACAGUGCCAAUGCACUAAUUGUUUUUGAGCUAUUAUUAUGUAGGUCAUGGUUGUGGUUCUUUAUUCACAGUUUUCUUUUAAGUAGUCAAUGAGGGACAGCAAUAUCUGUACCUCUGUCCUCUUUCUUAAUGUAACACGCCUUUUCCACUGGAAAAAUUUCCCACACCCUACUCCAAUUGUCACAAUCAGUGGGGAAAUUGUGUAUUUGAUCCUAGAACAUCACAGUUCAAGUAGCCCGAGCAGUGUGUCUGGAUGAGGUGGCAUGGCCUAGUGGAUAGAGCACUGGACUGGGACUGUGUUCUAGUCCUGGCUCUGCUACUAUCCUGCUGGGUGACCCUUGGGCAAGUCACUUUACCUCCCUGGGACUCAAGUUCCCAUCUGUAAAAUGGGGAUAGCAAUACCUCCUUUGUAAAGCACUUUGAGAUCUACUGAUGAAAAGCAUAAAAUAAGAGCUAGGUAUUUUUAGCAGCAGCAGGAUGAUGACGUUCUCCCCAUGACAUGAAGUGGAAGCAGAGCUACUACGUGGCCAGCUCUGGCAAUUCAGGCCUACAUAUCGUGGGAUCCACUUAGUGAAUCAAGAUGGAUGGAUAGACAUCAGCUAGGCCAUUUCCUCUCCUCUUCCUCCACCCCUUCUCCCAAAGCCUUGGAGUAAAGGGAGGCCCUAUGAAGUACAACCCAGCAGCAUGCAGUAGCUCCAGACACCUGUAUGGACUCUCCACACUUUUCUUGCCUGUUUAAGGGUUGUGUGUGUCAUGAAUUUACCUACCUGCAAGAAGCUUAUAGUCUCCAUACUAAACUCAUUCCUGGUUUAACUCUGUUGAUGUCAGAGAUACAGCAGAGCUGCUAAGAUUGCUGUAUUGCUAACGGUCCUGUAGGCUGCUGAUUAUCUUGGAGCCUACAGGCCGUUGAGCACUGCUUGAGGAUGUGCAGAGAGCAACAGCCUUCAUGCAAAGUAGCUCUAUUCCCACACUGAUGUGAGGACUGCUGAGUAGGGGGAAAGCGAGUAUUGAGAGGUAGAGGAAGUAUGUGGCCAGGUCAUAGGAACUUAAGUGCAAUAAUGUGAAUACAAAUGGCAUCUGUAAUAGCACUGCUAAAGUUUUUCAGCUCCUCCUGUUGCCAGUCAGGAGUACUGCCUGACCCGAGUGCACUCCAGAGCAGCCAUAAAGGCCAGUCACUCACACAGAAAAGCAUCUGGAGAUUCUCCGAAAACAGUAUUUCUCCCAGCCAGCUGCUGAAUGCCACAUGGCAAUUGCUGGGUACAGCGCUGACCCUCCAACACUUGCUGGGUACAGCGCUGACCCUCCAACACUUGCUCCUCUCAAUUUACAUCAUGAGUCAAAAGAGCUGCUUACCCUGCUUAGCAGCCGAGGGGUAACUCAGAGCUGCUGUCUCAACCCUCAGCUGCAGCACUGAAGACCUGAGCCCUGUGUCUCCAGGAAAGUGAAAGUUCCAGUCUCAUUGCCAAACCCAGAUAUGUUGUUGCCAGGCUGCUGGGUCAAGUUCCGGGGUAGCAGUGUGGAUCCCAAGACAUCUCAUCCAACUGAAAAUAAAUGUGCUUCAACAGUAUCUCCUCCGCAUGACUUCAAAAGGAACAUUUUCAUCCAAUAAUGCAGCCUUUCCUGAUGUGUGGAGCGUGCCCCUUACAGAUGUCUGUGGAUUGGUCUCCCACGGAGCCGCCAUGGCGACGAGGAAGAUGUAGACAUUUAGAUGGGUAAGCCUUUAACACCACAGGGCAGGGGUGAAAAUAGGGAGAAACUGGCUUCAUUUUUCUGAAGGUGCCUGUUUCAAAAGCUCAGACAUGUUAACCUAGUUCAACACAAGCCAUUUACACUUUAAGCACUGUCCAUAUUUUAAGCAGAAGUUACAUCCGCAGUGACACCUCACAUCUAAAUGUAUCAUCCCCAUAUAGACCAAUGCAAAAGCUAGCAAUAAAAAGCCAGUGAAUAAA